Molecule: messenger RNA, 1209 nt
Organism: Dujonia railenensis
Lineage: Eukaryota; Fungi; Ascomycota; Pichiomycetes; Serinales; Debaryomycetaceae
Source: the annotation of a GenBank genome assembly
AUGACUAAGAGUUACUCAAUCGAAACCGAGUUGGUUCUUUCCAAAUCCAGUGACCAGUACAAUGCAUCCGUACCUCCUUUGUACCAAUCGGCCACAUUUAAGCAGCCCUCGCUCUCCAAUAUGGGGGAGUACGAUUAUACUAGAUCCGGUAACCCAACAAGAACCUACUUACAGAACCAUUUGACCAAAAUCAUGAAGGCCAACCACACUUUUGCAGUGACAAGUGGUAUGGGAUGUUUGGAUGUGAUCACCAGACUCUUAAAGCCCGGUGAUGAGGUUAUUGCCGGCGAUGACUUGUAUGGUGGUACUCACAGAUUGUUGACCUACUUGAACAAUAAGGGAGACUUGAAGGUACACCACCACGACACCACCAAUACGGAAUUAAUCAAACUGAAGAUUACCAAGGAUAUCAAAAUGAUCUUCUUAGAGCUGCCUACCAACCCAUUAAUCAAGGUGUGUGAUGUCAAACUGAUCACUGAGCAUGCCCACCACGUAAACCCAGACUGUAUUGUCGUCUUUGACAACACCAUGAUGUCGCCUAUCUUGAUGACCCCAUUAGACCUUGGUGUAGACAUUCAGUACGAAUCUGCCACCAAGUACCUUAACGGUCACCACGAUAUCAUGGCCGGAGUAAUUGCAACUAGACUGACACAGCUUUCCGAAAAGAUCUACUACGUUAUCAAUUCCACCGGGUGCGGGUUAUCUCCCUUCGACCUGUGGCUCUUGUGCCGUGGUUUGAGGACAUUAGCUGUCCGUGUGGAAAGACAGCAACAGAACUGUAACAAGAUUGCAGACUUCUUGCAGCUGGUUGGCUUCAAAGUAAGAUAUCCUGGGUUGAAGAGCCACCCUCAAUACGAACUCCAUCAGUCCAUGUGUAGAGGAGCCGGUGCAGUGUUGUCAUUUGAGACCGGUGACAUCAAGACUUCUGAGAAGAUUGUCGAACUGACUGAUAUCUUUGGAAUUGCUGUUUCCUUUGGAUGUGUCAACUCGCUUAUUUCUAUGCCAUGUAAGAUGAGUCAUGCUUCUAUAGACGCAAAGACAAGAGAAGAAAGAGAAUUCCCUGAAGACUUGAUCAGAUUGUGUAUUGGUAUCGAAAACGCUGAUGACUUGAUUGACGAUUUGACUAAGGCGCUCUUGAAGAGUGGUGCAUGCAAGGUGAAUGCCAAGGAUGAGCUUUUCAACGCGGUUGGAGUCCAACCAAAGCUUUGA